This is a messenger RNA of Salvia splendens (bonfire salvia), 2446 nucleotides long. RefSeq names its product pentatricopeptide repeat-containing protein At5g50280, chloroplastic. Gene Ontology annotation, molecular function: protein binding. The transcript is spliced from 2 exons. Bases 66 to 2216 code for a protein of 716 amino acids. The record is from RefSeq and is a predicted model, not a curated record. NCBI's taxonomy places the organism in Eukaryota, Viridiplantae, Streptophyta, Magnoliopsida, Lamiales, Lamiaceae.
UUAUAAAUACAUAGUAGCAGUAUAAAUUUAUAUGACUUCAAAUAUCUAAAAUUUUCGGCUCAGAGAUGGCGGUUGCGCCAUUAAACCUCCGCCGUCAAUUCUCCAUCUUUUCCUCGCCUUCUGCAUCUUCACUGCACCCUACUCAUCUUCUUACCCCACAACUUAUCAAAAUCCCAAAAGCCCCCCAAAAUCACAAGAAGAAAUUCUCCACUUCCUGCUCCUCCUCUUCCUCCCCCUCUCCUAUAUUCCUGCCCUUUCUACAAACCCCAUCAAUAAAACAACCUCAAAAUCCCGACAAAGAUGAAGAGGCCGAAGAAUCCGACGACCCACUUCUCAAAUUCUUCAAGACCCGAACUUCAAACGCGGACCCGCUUCAAGAAGGCCGGAUUUCCCUCCAAAAGAACCGCAGAACAUCGUGGCAUCUAGCGUCAAGUCUUAAUGACCCAGAAUCGGAAGCCGCACCGGAAUCAAAAAUCGAGAAUUUAGAUGUGACAUCUGACAAAAAUGCAGAGACCCCUGCGGAAGUGGAAGAGGGGAUUGUAAGGAAAAUACUUAAAAUUGCGAGGUCAUUGCCCGAAAAUGUCACGUUGGGAGAGGCGUUGGAAAGCUGUGAUUUUGGAGGGAAAUUAGGGGUGGAGGAGUGUCUGGAAGUGUUGAGACUACUAGGCGAGGAGGGUGAGGUGAUGAGCUGUUUGUAUUUCUUUGAGUGGAUUGGAUUGAGAGAGCCGCAUUUGGUUACAGCAACGGCGUGCUCAGUUUUGUUUCCACUGUUAGGGCGGGCGAGGAAGGGGGAUGAGUUGUUGGUGGUGUUCAAGAAUCUGCCUUUUAAGCAGAAUCCGCACUUCAGAGAUGUUCGUGUUUACAAUGCUGCGAUUUCGGGGUUGAUGUCUUGUGGGAGGUACAAUGAUGCUUGGACUGUGUAUGAAAUGAUGGAAGCAAGUAAUAUUCGGCCUGAUCAUGUAACAAGUUCUAUCAUGAUCACAGUCAUGAGGAAAAACGGAGACAGUGCUGAAGAUGCAUGGAAAUUCUUUGAAAAAAUGAAUCAGAAAGGCAUCGAGUGGAGUUUAGAAGCUGUGGGAGCACUUAUAAAAUUGUUCUGUGAUGAGGGGUUAAAGAAAGAGGCUCUGAUUAUCCAAUCAGAACUCGAAAAGAAGGGGAUAUCUUCUAAUGCUGUUAUUUAUAAUACAAUUAUGGAUGCUUAUGGAAAGUCAAACCAUGUCGAGGAGGCGGAAGGUCUUUUAACUGAGAUGAAGGCGAAAGGAGUAGCCCCAACAGCUGCUACUUAUAACAUUUUGAUGGAUGCAUAUAGCAGAAGGAUGCAGCCUGAUAUUGUUGAGAAGCUACUUGAAGAAAUGGAAGCUGCUGGUUUGGAGCCAAAUGUAAGAUCAUAUACGUGUCUGAUUAGUGCCUAUGGUAGGCAGAAGAAAAUGAGUGACAUGGCUGCAGAUGCAUUCUUGAGAAUGAAAAGAGUCGGCAUCAAACCAUCAUCACAUUCGUACACUGCUCUUAUCCAUGCCUAUUCCGUUAGUGGCUGGCAUGAGAAAGCUUACUUGGCUUUUGAUGAUAUGUUAAGAGAGGGAAUAAAGCCCUCCAUUGAAACAUAUACUGCUCUACUUGAUGCGUUUAGACGAGCUGGUGACACUGAAACACUGAUGAAAAUCUGGAAGUUGAUGAUCAGGGAUAAAGUUGAAGGGACUCGAGUUACUUUCAACAUUCUGGUUGAUGGAUUUGCAAAGCAAGGCCAGUAUGUGGAAGCAAGAGACGUGAUGCACGAAUUUGGGAAGCAUGGUUUCCAUCCGACUGUGAUGACGUAUAAUAUGCUCAUGAAUGCAUAUGCAAGGGGAGGGCAGGAGUCGAAGCUGCCACAGCUGUUGAAGGAGAUGGCCGCACUGAAUCUGAAACCAGAUUCUGUCACCUAUUCCACAAUAAUAUAUGCAUAUGUCCGUGUCCGUGACUUCAGUAGGGCAUUCUACUAUCACAAACAGAUGGUGAAGAAUCGCCAAGUGCCUGAUGCCAAGUCAUACGAGAAGCUCAGAGCUAUCUUGAAUGUGAAGGCAAAAAUCAAGAAUAGGAAGGACAAAAGCGCACUGAUGGGGAUCAUUAAAGCCAGUGCAGGCUUGCUGAAAGAGAAGAAGAAGGGGAAGAAAGACGAGUUCUGGAAAACCAAGAAGGGGCUGCGGACGCCUCAGUCUCGCCCUCCUCAGCCUUCGCGGUGAUCAAUAGUGCCGUCGCUCCAUCUGUAAUGAGGUGAUGAGUUCUUGAGUUCUGUUAUGUUAUUUGAGCUUUAUGAUCUCAUUUAAAUUGAUCAUCAUGUUGCAUAUGGUUUAUCCAGAGUGCACUAGUGUAUAGUAGUUUUGUGUUUCUCAAUUUUUUGAAGAAAAAAUUGUAGGGGCUGGUGAAAUUGAAAGGCUUUUUGGCGUUGUAAUGCGAUUUAUUUAUUUUUAUC